GGCCAUGGCGGGCUGCGUGGGCCGUCGGGCCUGGUCGUUGGGCAGCCGCUGGUGGUCACGGCUCCUCCCGGGCGUCCCGGAGCUGAGGCGCCUGGGAGCCAAGGGCCCGUCGCCCUGCCCCUUGGCCACCAAACCGACACACAGGCUUCUGUCGUCCAGAAACCGACCGGAGGGCAAGGUGCUGGAGACCGUCGGCGUGUUCGAGGUGCCAAAGCAGAGCGGGAAAUAUGAAACGGGUCAGCUCUUCCUUCACAGCGUGUUCGGAUACCGGGGCGUCAUCCUGUUCCCUUGGCAAGCCAGGCUGUACGACCGGGACGUGGCGUCCGCGGCCCCGGAAAAAACGGAGAACCCAGCCGGCCACGGCUCCAAAGAGGUCAAAGGCAAAACCCACACGUACUACCAAGUGCUGAUUGAUGCCCGGGACUGUCCGUAUAUAUCUCAGAGGUCUCAGACGGAAGCGGUGACGUUUUUAGCCAACCACGAUGACAGCCGGGCCCUCUACGCCAUACCAGGACUCGACUACGUCAGCCACGAGGACAUCCUGCCGUACACCUCCACGGACCAGGUGCCCAUCCAGCACGAGCUCUUUGAGCGGUUUCUCCUCUUCGACCAGGCGAAAGCACCCCCUUUUGUGGCCCGGGACACCCUACGAGCCUGGCAGGAGAAGAACCACCCGUGGCUGGAGCUGUCAGACGUACACCGAGAGACCACGGAGAACAUCCGCGUGACCGUCAUCCCCUUCUACAUGGGCAUGCGGGAAGCCCAGAAUUCCCACGUCUAUUGGUGGCGCUACUGUAUCCGCCUGGAGAACCUGGACAGCGACGUGGUACAGCUCCGGGAACGCCACUGGAGGAUCUUCAGCUUGUCCGGCACCCUGGAGACGGUCCGGGGCCGGGGGGUGGUGGGCAGGGAGCCCGUGUUGUCCAAAGAGCAGCCGGCCUUCCAGUACAGCAGCCACGUCUCCCUGCAGGCCUCCAGCGGACACAUGUGGGGCACGUUCCGCUUUGAGAGGCCCGACGGCUCCCAUUUCGAUGUCAGGAUCCCCCCCUUCUCCCUGGAAAGCAAUAAGGAUGAGAAGACGCCGCCUUCCGGCCUUCACUGGUAAAAGGGCUGGAGCCGGACCUGCCCCGGGAACCAGCGCCGGGAAAGGGGUGCUCCGGACGGCGGCUCCUUUGGGCUCUCUUUCGGUUGUAGCCGCUUUGUCUAAAGAGACCACCCGCCCCGGGCGCUCCUCCGAGGCCAGCUCCCCCGGCUGGGCCCCGGGAAGUCUGCCCGGCCCACUGAAAGCCCAGCUCCGAAGUGGGCCUCGCAGGGGGAGACGGGAACGGGCCCUGCGGAAGCUCGGGGCCCCUCCCGCUGUCACCCCAAAAGUCAUUCUGGAACAGGAGCCUCGCUCAAUAAAACAGCGCACGCCCAGCCGCCAACUCUUUCUCCUGCUCUCUGGCCCCGGGCCAACGGGCGGGCACAGCCUGGGC
Molecule: messenger RNA, 1475 nt
Organism: Tachyglossus aculeatus (Australian echidna)
Lineage: Eukaryota; Metazoa; Chordata; Mammalia; Monotremata; Tachyglossidae
Gene: POLDIP2
Product: DNA polymerase delta interacting protein 2
Exons: 11
Coding region: 5-1105 (366 amino acids)
Biological process (GO): error-free translesion synthesis
Cellular component (GO): mitochondrial nucleoid; nucleus
Molecular function (GO): DNA binding
Source: RefSeq, a predicted model, not a curated record